AUGUCUUGUGAUAGUCGCAAUCCGACUAUCCAAGAAUACUGCAAUUUCCGGCUACGAAAUAUCCCCUAUGGAAGCGAUGUUAAACCACAGUCUUGCUACGAUCGACCAGUCGACGACGCAGGAAAUGCUCGACUUGUUCUUGAGUGGGGAGACUGGCUAGUUAUUGGCGUUUAUUUCGUCAUUGUCCUUGGAGCAGGUCUUGGCAUUUCUCUCAUCGGAAAGAAGAAGGCUUCUUCGUCAGCUGCAACAGACUUUCUUCUUGCAGGCCGAUCCAUGUGGUUUUUACCUGUCGCGUUUUCCCUAUACAGCUCGAAUAUUGGAAGCUCUUCCUUCAUUGGCUUGGCUGGAUCAGGAGCCGCUGCUGGCAUCGCAGUUGGCGUGUUUGAGUGGAAUGCAAUGAUUUGCUUGCUGAUGCUUGGAUGGCUUUUCGUUCCAGUCUAUCUUGCAUCUGGAAUCAAGACUAUGCCCGAGUUCCUCCAACGUCGAUUUCCUGGAGAGCGAAUUCAGCUUUAUUUAGCAGUUUUAUCUCUCUUCAUUUAUAUUUUUACGAAGAUUAGCGCAGAUUUAUUCUCUGGCUCGUUAUUCAUUUCUCUUGCGAUUCCAUCACUGAAUUUAUAUGUGGCUAUCAUCAUCCUCCUUGCUAUCACAGCUGCGUAUUCUGUCGCCGGUGGAUUGAAGGCUGUCAUUUACGUUGAAGCUCUUCAAACUGUGAUCAUGGUUAUCGGUUCAGUCAUUAUGGCGGUUUAUGCGUUCAAUGAGAUUGGAAGCGAGAAUGAGUCUGCAUGGGACAGUCUCUGGGCCAAGUACAACUGUUCGAUUCCUUCCGACUACCUUUCGCCUCUAGAAACGCAGAAUGGCGACGCAUGUGGUGCCGUUAGAGAUGAUUUCGAUCAUGUUCUGCGAGCACCCGACGCCGAUCUACCCUGGCCAGUUGCUUGCGUUGAUCCUGACAAUUGCAAGUCUUACUGCAACUCUAAUAUUGGCUGCUCUAAUAUCGCUUAUCCAACACUUAUUCUUCGUCUCUUACCAGCAGGAUUACGAGGAAUGCUCAUGGCCGUCAUGCUUGCCGCACUCAUGAGUUCUCUCACCUCAACGUUCAAUUCUGGUGCUACUUUAUUUACAUUAGAUAUCUAUGCGAAAAUUCGCAAAAAUGCUUCGCAAGCAGAACUGCUAAUUAUCUCAAGACUAACAAUGCUUGCUCUCUGCGGUAUUUCAAUUCUUUGGCUACCUAUCGUUCAAAAUUCAUCUGACGGACAGCUCUUUGACUACAUUCAAGCAAUCACAUCGUAUCUCGGCCCACCAGUUGUAACAAUUUUCGUUCUUGGCAUAUUCUGGCCGCGUUGCAACGAGCCAGGAGCUUUUUGGGGGCUUCUAUGUGGACUAAUUAUCGGUCUGACUAAAAUGCUACUUGAAUUCACACAACCAACAGGACUAUGUGGCGAUACGCUUCCAAAACCUUUGGUCUUGUCGAAGAUGCAUUAUUUACAUUUUGCGAUUUUAUUGGCAUUUUUAACGGUGAUCAUCGCAAUUGUCGUUUCACUUUUGACUCCGCCACUCGAUCCAAGAUAUCUUCCACGAAUGACAUACUGGACUCGGUUUUCUAAUAAAAAACGCAAAUCUAUUAGCGAUUUGAAACCUAAGGAGGAAAUCUCUCAAGCAGAAGUGCCCAAAUGGCUGAAAUGCCUUGUUCGUGAAAAUAAAACUUCCUCUGAAGAAAUUUCCAUCGCAGAAGAACAACCGAACGAGGAACAUGAUGUCGAAGAGGAUCCCUGUAAAAUUCUCAAGGAGGAAAAAUCGUGGAACAUUGCAGCGAACGUUGCCGCUGUUUUUCUUGCUGUUUCAUGUGUGUUUUUGCAUGCAUAUUUCGCUUAG
Messenger RNA from Oikopleura dioica, 1872 nucleotides. The record is from the annotation of a GenBank genome assembly. NCBI's taxonomy places the organism in Eukaryota, Metazoa, Chordata, Appendicularia, Copelata, Oikopleuridae.